AUGGUGCCCCCCCACUGCCAGGUUUUCCGCCGGCAGCGGCCAGCCCACAGGGGCCUGGAGAAGCUGCUGCAGGAGUUCUCCCGCCAAGGGCACACCCUGUCCCAGGUGUGCAGAGAGAAGGCAGUGCUGGCACAGGAGAACGCUGCCCUGGAAGCCCGACUGGCAGCCACGGAGCGGGACCUGCGAGGCCUUUCAGAGCAGCUGGCAGAGGCCAGGUCAGAGAAGGAGAGCCUGCAAAGCAGCCUGCUGGAGGCUGAGCAGCACAUAUGGGAGCUGGAGAUAGCCAGGAGCCGUGUGGAAGCCCAAGUGUGCAGGGCCAGGCAGGCCAAGGAGGCGAUACUGGAGGAUGUGAGGGGCCUUCGUCAUGAGCUGCUGGCUGUAAGAGCUCUCAGCCAGCAGCAAUGUGAAGACAUGGCUGAACAGCUCCACUGGGCACAAGAGCAGUGCUGCAAGGCUCUGAGACUCUGGCAAUCUGCCCAGGAAGAGGAAAAAAGGAACCUCAUGCAAGAACUGGAGAGACGACUGGAAGAGCAGCAUGUGGAGGCACGGAAGCAGCUGGAGGAACCGGCAAACUUCCUGGCAGAGAUGCUGCAGGAAGAGCAGCGUCAGAAGGCUGCUGUCAUCCACAAGGUGUACCAGCUGCAGAGAGAGCUGAAGCAAAGUGAGCAGCUGAGGCAGAGGCUGAAUGAGCAGUGGCAGAAUGAGCAGGUCAUGCUGCAGGCUGAGCUGCAGGAAGCUGAGAGGAAGAUGAGGGCAAUGGAGAAGAGGCACCAAGAGGAAAUGGAAAGGAUGCACAAGGUCCUGCUGCAGUACAGGCUGGCUGAAGAAAAGCAGGUGGACGCAGGAUCUGCCAUCGAAGCUGCUGGUGCAGCAGCAUCCUGCCAAGAAGCCUCCUCUCCACAGCCUGAAAACCAGAGCAUAAGCAGCUCGGCCCCCUCAAGCCAGGAGAGAGAGAAGCAGUUCCUGAAGCUGCUGAGGUGUGUGGUGAGUGUGGAAGAUCCAGAAAAAAAGUACACUGGAUGGGAACAUCUUGGCAGUGGGGGCUUUGGAGCUGUUUAUAAGGCCUUUGACACUGCCACAGGACAAGCGGUGGCUGUAAAGGAACUUUAUCUCCAGCACCAGGGCUGUGAGGGAAUAUUAAAAGAAAUCCUGCUCAUGAGAGAAAAUAAGAACGCCAAUAUUGUCAGCUACUUAGAAAGCUACCUUGUGGAUGAGGCUGUCCUGCUGGUGUUGGAAUAUAUGGAUGGAGGCUCCUUAGCUGAUGUGGUCACCGUGAGAAGGAUGGCUGUAGGACACAUAGCAACAGUGUGUCGGGAGUGCCUGCAAGGCCUGGCUUUCCUUCAUGCCAAGCAGCUGAUCCACAGAGACAUCAAAAGCGACAACAUCCUUCUGGGCCGGGAUGGCUCCGUCAAGCUGGCUGAUUUUGGCCUCUGUGCUGUGCUCAGCCCUGAGCACAGGAAACGGAGGUCGAUGGUCGGGACCACUUACUGGAUGGCACCCGAGGUGGUGAGAAGAGAGCCUUACGGCCCCAAAGUGGACACCUGGUCCCUUGGCAUUGUGGGAAUAGAAAUGGCCACAGGAGAGGCUCCUUAUAUGCAGGAGACCAGUGUCAAGGCCAGCUACCUGAUAGGCAAGCAAGGGGUUCCAAAUCUGCACCAGCUCAGGCUACCCCCUGGCUUGUGUGAAUUUCUGGGCUGCUGCCUGCAGAUGGAUGUGGACAGGCGAGGCUCUGCCAAGGAACUUCUGCAGCAUCCAUUUCUGCAAUCAGCAGAGCCUCUCUUAAGCCUCUUCUGACAGCCUGAUUGCUGCCAUCCCUGCAGCAAGGGAAUGCAGGGAGCAAAGGAGAUAACAAGGACCACUUCAGCACUGGAGAACAGAGCCUCUGAGAGCAGCUGGAAGGGCAACGUUCGGAGGCACAGUAGCUGCUGGCAGCAUGGGCAAACUUCCUGGCAGAGGUAGAGAAGGAGCAGGAGAAAAGGCUGCUUGAGAUGAAGCAGGAAGUUGCCACCAUGCAAGCUGACCAAGAAGAGAAAAUACGGAGCCAUUGUCUCCUUGGAGCAACGCCAGCGCUACAAGGACGACUUCAAUGCAGAGUAUGAGGAAUAUCGGAAUUUAUAUUUAAAGAUUGACAAGACCAUCAAGAAGUUCAGACAAUUUCAGGAACAAUGGAAGUCUCUGACUCCAGGCUCCAAAGCCUAUCAGAUGCCGCAUCAUUGAGUCCCAGCAGAUUAUCAGCAGUUACAACAGGGUAGCCCCAGCUACUCUGAAAUGAGGAGCAGGUGCCAGUACCUCCACAAGAAGCUGGCCCAUAUUCAGAUCUGCAUUUCGGAAUUUGAGCAGCAGUGAGUGGAGUACUGGCACCAGACAUCUGCUUCAACAGAGGAACAUCUUUGAACUCAGGAUUUUUCACUUCAACGGAGGAUUAGGAUGUUUUGGAUUAUUUAAGUUAGUACAGAACCUUAGGCUAUGUUAGCACUUUGGAGUAGAUGAUUUUUUAAAAAUGUAGGAUUAGUUCAAAGAAGUUUAGUAAUUUUAAGAAGUUGAAAGAUGAUAGUAUUGAAUAUUAACAAUAAAGAAAUGUCACUAUUGGUAA
Molecule: messenger RNA, 2593 nt
Organism: Passer domesticus (house sparrow)
Lineage: Eukaryota; Metazoa; Chordata; Aves; Passeriformes; Passeridae
Product: serine/threonine-protein kinase PAK 3-like
Exons: 19
Coding region: 1-1794 (597 amino acids)
Biological process (GO): regulation of axonogenesis; regulation of MAPK cascade; protein phosphorylation
Cellular component (GO): cytoplasm
Molecular function (GO): ATP binding; protein serine/threonine kinase activity
Source: RefSeq, a predicted model, not a curated record